Messenger RNA from Diversispora eburnea, 3009 nucleotides. NCBI's taxonomy places the organism in Eukaryota, Fungi, Glomeromycota, Glomeromycetes, Diversisporales, Diversisporaceae. The record is from the annotation of a GenBank genome assembly.
AUGUCAAGUCAAUAUCUAACUGAUUCUUCGUCCAUAUACCGUUCAAUUCCAACAACUUCAAAUGAUAAUCAAAAUUCUCGAUCAAUAACUACAAAUCCUCCAAAUUUCUCAAGAGAUAAAAAAAGUAUUAGUAGUAGUACGAUAAUUAAUUCAUCAUUAUCACCAAGUAAAUCAAGUUUACCAACACGACGACCUCGUACAUCUGCAUCUACACGUGUUGGUCGCGGUGGUGAAAGUCAUUCUUUUGUUGUUGCUGUGAUUGAAGGUCGAGGUGGUAUUGCUAGUGAAGUUGGAAUGUGUUUUAUUGAUUUGAGGACAAGUGAAUCUAUUCUUUCACAAAAGAUUUCGGAUUCUAAAACUUAUGUAAAGACAUUACACAAAAUGAAUAUUUAUGAUCCUGUAGAGAUAUUACUUUCUGUAACAUCGGUUGAACCUUCAAAAUCGAAAUUAUGCAAAAUCCUUGAAGAUAGUAUGCCAUUCGCGACAAUUGUUCCUAUUGGAAGAAAAUAUUUUAAUGAUGCAAUUGAUUGCGUAACUGCUAGAAAUCUCGAAUUAAUAUGUAAUAUUAAUAGUCCACAUAGUAAUCAAUCGUUAUAUGGUGUAUUAAAUAAGACAUCAACUUCUAUGGGAGCACGUUUAUUGCGAACUAAUAUUCUACAACCUUUGAAUGACGCAGUUACGAUUAAUACUAGGUUGGAUUCUGUGGAAGCUCUCAAACCAUUUCAAGACAUUGAUCACCUGAUCACGACCUUAAUCCAAGUUCCAAGAAAGCCAACAAUAAAGCAUUCUGAACAAAGUAUUAAUAAUAUCAUCAUUCUAAAACAUACAUUAAAAUUAAUUCAAAUAUUAAAAGAUUCUUUAGCGAGAUGUCAGAAUUCAUUGAUAGUCGCAAUUCGCGAAUUACUUUCCGAUUCAAGAUUAAUCACAUUUGAAGACCUUAUUAAUGAAGUCAUAAAUAAAGACAUCACUUAUCAAAAAAGUUCAUUGGGAUUGAGAAAUCAACGAUGUUAUGCAGUAAAGCUAGACAAACAUACAAAGAAACAAUUAACGAUAUUUACGAAAUUGUCGAGAAUUAUAACAGUGAACCAAUACGAAAUACCUCUAAAAAUACAAUUUAGUCCAUCUACAGGAUUUUAUCUUUCAACUUCAACUGAUGUCUUGAAUGAACAUCAACUUCCGUUAAUUUUCAUCAAUGUUUGCAAGAAGAAAAAGAUGUUAACUUUUACUACUCUAGAAUUGAAUACCAAGAUUAAUGAUUCAUUAACCGAGGUUUACUUGAUGUCUGAUAAAACGAUCGAGGAUUUAAUAUCAGAAAUUCGUUGUAAUAUUGGUGUACUUUAUAAAGUUUCCGAAGCAAUUUCCAUGUUAGACAUGUUAACUUCUUUUGCUCAUCAAUGCACUAUUUCAAAUUAUGUUCGCCCAGAAUUUACUGAUACUUUGGCCAUAAAAAAUGGAAGACAUCCAAUGAGAGAGUGCCUUUACAAUGACCCAUUCAUCCCUAAUGAUACUUAUGCAAAUAAUGCUACCAAUUUUCAAUUAAUAACCGGUCCAAAUAUGAGUGGAAAAAGUACUUAUCUUAGACAAAUCGUAUUAAUUAGUAUAAUGUCACAGAUUGGAUCAUUUGUUCCAGCAGAAUAUGCGUCUUUCAGAAUGACAAAUCAGAUUUUUACACGUAUUUGCAAUGAUGACAAUAUAGAAACUAAUUCAAGUACUUUUAUUGUUGAAAUGCGUGAAACUUCUUACAUCUUACAAAAUAUUACGAACAAUAGUUUAGUGAUCAUUGAUGAACUGGGAAGAGGAACAUCUACUCACGAUGGUUUAGGUAUUACUUAUGCAGUUUGUGAAGAACUUUUGAAGACAAAGCUCACAAGAUAUUUAACUGUAUAUCCAAAUGUAGUGAACUUACAUUUGGAAGUCGAAAUCGAAAAUCAAAGUGCGAUGAAAUAUUUGUAUCGAGUAAAAGAUGGAAGUAAUGAUGAUGAACAUUAUGGAUUAAGGGUUGGAAAAAUGAUUGGAUUACCUAAUGAUAUUAUUGAAAUAGCUUCAAAAAUUUCUUAUAAAUUGAAAAAUUUAAUUGACACAAAUAAAGCAAAAUCCGUUUCAAAUAAAAUGAUUCAAAGACGAAAAGUGCUAUUACAGCAAACCGAACAAUCAACCAGCAUUUCACCCCCAGCCACAAAUGUAAUAAAUUUAAUUGACUUCCGUAAUCCGCAAAUUCCCAAUACCGAUGGCUUAGCUAAAAGUGUUGAAUUAGUUUUUGAAAAUUUCAAAAAAUUCUCAAAUUAUAAAAAAAAAGAGAAUAAAGAGAAUAAUCAUCAUAUUGAAAAAAUCUUACAACACGCUCAUGAAUUCAAUAUAUUGGUUCAAGAGUCAGUUCAACACUGUAAACAGGUUACAACUUAUUCUAAAAUUUUUGUAGAAUAUCUACAAGCCAUGACAGAAGAAGAUGUUACAGGCUCUGACUUUAUCGAAGUCAUGAAAUCUCAAAUUCAAUCUGCCAUGAAAAACAAAUCAGAUAUUGAAAACGUUACUCAAGGUUUCAGUGAAAUCUUAACGAUGUUGGUAAAUUUGGUAUGGGAUCUAGAAGAUCAUACGAAUCAAACUAAUAUUGAACAGUUAUUAUCUGAUGAUGUUAAUCGUGCAAGGAAAGAACAAAAGACUCGUGAAUUUGCAGCAUGGGGAACUGGAAUUACUACUGGUGUUGCAAUAUGUGCGGCACCAUUUACUGCUGGAGCAUCACUUGCAAUUAUUGGUGCUUUGGGACUUGCAUCUACGGUUGUGACAAAAGAAUUGUCAAAAAUAAUUGAUGAAUAUAAUGGAUUUAUUGAAAUUUUUAAAUCAGCGAUAGAAGACAUUACGAAAAUUACCUCAAAGUAUUCAACCGACGCGGAGAAUGUGAAUUUCAGAAUGACAAGAAUAAAGUAUUUAUCGAUGAAAAAUCAAUGGGCUAGAGUAAAUGAAGUAUUUGAGACUUACAAAGAUGAUCUACAAAGAAUAUUAAUGCAAUAA